Molecule: messenger RNA, 531 nt
Organism: Rhizoctonia solani
Lineage: Eukaryota; Fungi; Basidiomycota; Agaricomycetes; Cantharellales; Ceratobasidiaceae
Product: thuringiensis toxin domain-containing protein
Exons: 4
Coding region: 1-531 (176 amino acids)
Source: RefSeq, a predicted model, not a curated record
AUGUCCGACGCCCUCUUUGACGAGUUUGGUACUCUUCCCGGCCACCUUUUUAAUUCUGGAAAACAGGCGUUGAAGUUUUUCGGCUAUUUUCUCAAUGGCAAUACCCAGCAGCUCGACUGGAACAAUCAACUUGCUCAGGAAUCCACCUCGCUUCAAACUGUGGCUGAAAAGACAGCCCAAUUCCUCGGGAAAGUUGGUUCGGGAUCAUUCGAUAAGGAUUCGUUAUCAGAUAUAAUUCAGGCUGGGUUUACCAGUCUGGAACAAAAAGAAGAUUCGGGAUUCGCCCACUAUGAAAAAGAAGGCGACAAGAGCGCAUUUACUUACAGGCUGGUGUUUGAGGCACCCAACCCCGACAUCCCCAGUGAUUUCUAUGCCCUGGUCGUCACUCAUAAGUUGAUAGCUGACAUCACUGAGAAGUGGGAUUGGUUUGGCCUUGGCCCGGGCAGUACCCGGAACUUCUCUGCCGAAGUAAACGUCAUGAAGCUAGCCUGCAACCAAAAUUUUGUCGCUGGGCCUAAGCCGCCGAUGUGA